Molecule: messenger RNA, 348 nt
Organism: Pipistrellus nathusii (Nathusius's pipistrelle)
Lineage: Eukaryota; Metazoa; Chordata; Mammalia; Chiroptera; Vespertilionidae
Source: the annotation of a GenBank genome assembly
AUGGAUGCUGACCAAGUGAACUCACACAAGAAGAAGCAGAACAGGACAUGUGUCAAGAAGCAGAACAGAAUCAAAACCCCAGGAGACCCUCCCAUCCUUUGCAUAUUACUCCUUCCUGGCAGCAUGAGUGCCCUCCCGACUUUGACUUCCGUGAAUUCCUUUCGCCUGUUUUUGGACUUUGUAUCAAUGGAACCUAACAGUAUGUGCCCUUUUGCAUCUGUUCUCUUUCAUGCAGCAUCCUGUUUGCAGGGUUCACCUAUGCCACUGCAUGCAGUUGAAGUUCAUUGUGGCUCAGUGCUGCUUACCAUUCCAUUGUGUGACUUCCACAGUUCACCUGCCCACUACUGA